Messenger RNA from Linum tenue, 168 nucleotides. The record is from the annotation of a GenBank genome assembly. Lineage: Eukaryota; Viridiplantae; Streptophyta; Magnoliopsida; Malpighiales; Linaceae.
AUGCAGAGAGCUGGGCAGCCGGUGGAGGUGGCGCCGUCGUAUGUUUUCCUGGCCUGCAAUCAUUGCUCCUCUUACAUCACCGGCCAGGUCAUUCACCCCAAUGGUACGUCCAACUUGUUCUCUUCACCUACAUUCCAUUUGACGGAGAGGGGUUUGAUUUAUUAUUGA